Messenger RNA from Colletotrichum orchidophilum, 1095 nucleotides. RefSeq lists its product as uncharacterized. The transcript has 2 exons. The coding region runs from base 1 to 1095 and encodes 364 amino acids. NCBI's taxonomy places the organism in Eukaryota, Fungi, Ascomycota, Sordariomycetes, Glomerellales, Glomerellaceae. The record is from RefSeq and is a predicted model, not a curated record.
AUGGCGUCCGCAAUCGCAAAGGCCGCCCGCACCGAGGCCGACUUUGAUCGCGUCCCCGUCCGUGUCGUCCGCCUCAUCCGCCUCGCCGGCGCGAGCGGCCUCGCCUACGCCGCCUACAAGAUCCACUGGCGCAUCGUCCUCGCCAGCUUCUUCACCGGCCCGGGCAAGUUCAGCCGCAUCCUCAUGCUCUUCUUUGCCCUCCUGAACCUCAAGAACAUGCCCUUUGUCUGGACCUACCGAGUAUGGCACGCAAUAAUCUACCACCUCUUCAUCCGCAAAUCCCCCCGCCUCGGCCCCCGCUCCCUCUUCCGCCCCAUGAUCUCCCAGUCCCACGCCCCCAUCACCGAAAUCGACUACAACAUCCACAAGUCCAACUCGACCUACUUCUCCGACCUCGACGUCUCCCGCACCCACCUCUGCACCUACCUCCUCCGCCCAGGCUUCCGCCAGCUCACCCACAACGUCACCACGCAGCUCGUCCUCGACCCCAAAUCAGGAAAACCCGCCCGCGGUCCGCUGGGCAUCAUGCUCGGCGCCGUCCACUGCUCCUUCCGCCGCGAAAUCACCGCCUACGCCCCCUACGAAAUGUGGUCGCGCAUCCUCUCCUGGGACCGCAAGUGGCUCUACAUUGUCACGCACUUUGUGCCCAAGGGCACCGCGCGCCCGACAGAGUGGCUCGACCCGAAAUUCGGCACCGCCAGGGUCCGUCGCAACCCCGGCGGCGGCGGCGGCGCGGGCGCCACCAACAGCGCCGAGUGGGAGAAGAAGAUUUACGCCACGGGCGUGAGCAAGUACGUCUUCAAGAUUGGGCGGUUGACGGUGCACCCGGCCGUGGCCCUCGAGGCGAGCGAGCUGCUGCCGCAUCGGCCCACCGAGGGAGGGUGGCAGGGCGGCGACAACGGCGUGGGCGACGACAGCAUCGACUUGAGCGACGUGACGGACGACGGUGCGUGGGAUUGGAAGAUGGUGGAGAAGAGGCGGCGCGAGGGCAUGAGGUACGCGGCGCAGUUUGCGAGCAUGGAUGACCUGCACGGAUGGCUGGACGGGGCGGAUGGCGGUGACGGGAGUGCGCUGGGCAAAUUCGGCCUUGGCUAA